Messenger RNA from Heterobilharzia americana, 4348 nucleotides. The record is from the annotation of a GenBank genome assembly. NCBI's taxonomy places the organism in Eukaryota, Metazoa, Platyhelminthes, Trematoda, Strigeidida, Schistosomatidae.
AUGAUACGUACUGCAAAAGUUAGUGGUUGGUUACUGCCUUUAUUUCUCUUGGUGGUUACUACACAAAGGGGAACAUCGCAGGAAAUAGAUUUCAGUGAUCCAUAUAGAUGUCAGCGUAUAUGUACUCCAGAGAAAUGUCAGUGUAUCGGAAGGAAAGGAGUUGAGGGACCUCCGGGACCUAUCGGUGCACCUGGUGAAAAUGGCUUAUUUGGUGAACGUGGACCUCCAGGUAAUCCUGGUACAAAAGGUGAAAAAGGUAACACUGGACAACUUGGAAGACAAGGAUUUAAAGGUGAACGUGGCUCACAAGGACCUCCUGGUUAUCCUGGUCAGCAUGGAUUUGAUGGCUAUCCUGGUUUCAUGGGUGCCAAAGGAGAUAAAGGGGAUGCUGGUUGUUACGGUGAUCCCGGAGAAAACGGACUACCUGGGGAUUCCGGAAGACCAGGAGUUAAAGGGCUACCUGGACUUCCUGGUGCUAAAGGUCCUAAGGGGCCUUCAGGCUGGAGCGAAACAGGCUUGCGAGGAUUCCCUGGAGAACGUGGAAAUAUUGGCCCAAUGGGAGAUUACGGUCUACCGGGUCAACCUGGUCCAGCAGGCGACGCCGGAAAUCGUGGUAUAAUGGGUUUGAAAGGAUUUAAGGGUAUUCGAGGUCCAACAGGCUUAAAAGGGCGUCCUGCAGCACCUAUCACGAUUGAAGGUCAGAAAGGUGAUAAAGGUCAGCGUGGUCCACGUGGUAGAGAUGGUUAUCCUUGUACACUGGAUAUACAUGCUCAAAUUGGACCACAAGGUCCCCAAGGUCCUGUUGGUUUCAAAGGUGAUAAAGGCGACCGUGGACUGAUAGGUGACUUUGGUGAAGCAGGCUUUGAUGGACCUCCUGGAGUCCCUGGAGAAAAGGGUCUUCCUGGUCGUCAUGGUGAUAGAGGUCGACCAGGAGAUACGGGCUUUCCAGGAUCACAAGGAGAACCAGGUAAACGAGGUCUAGAUGGUGAACCUGGUCGAAUAGGUGAAUGGGGUCCAAAAGGCGAUACAGGGCCACCUGGAGUCGAUGGUGAACGUGGUCCUAGAGGUCUAAAAGGCAAACCAGGGGGUUAUGUACACUGUGCAGGACCGAAAGGAAUUAAGGGUUUACCAGGAUUUUCUGGAAUUAAAGGGAUUUCUGGAGAACCUGGUAGAGAGGGUCCUCUUGGUAUAGAUGGAGAUAAAGGUGAUACGGGAGUUAAAGGAGAACUUGGUCGUCCAGGUCGAGGGUGUGUUGAUGGUCAACCAGGUCUGCCAGGACCCAAAGGAAAUAUGGGGAGUCCUGGUAUCCGAGGUCCAGUGGGAAAUCCCGGUUUACCUGGAAGCAUUGGAUUACGUGGGCAGCCUGGUACGGUAAUUGAUAGUGCACUACCAGGACCAAGUGGAAAUCCUGGACCUCCGGGUUCAUUUGGUGUGAAAGGUAUUCCUGGUGAUUCUGGAGAUCCUGGAGAAAAAGGUUUCCCUGGAACAGGAGAACAAGGACCUGUGGGUCCUCGUGGACCACCUGGAGAUCCUGGUUUGGUGGGUAGGCCUGGAAGUGCUGGUCGUCCUGGUUUUAGAGGUCCAAAAGGUAUAAGCGUAGCAGUUUGUCCAUUCUGCGAAGAUGGCGAAAUGGGACGUCCAGGAGAUGGUGGUGAAGUCGGUGAAAGCGGUUUACCUGGUAGGCCAGGAGCAGAUGGUCCGGAUGGAGAACUUGGAGAUAUUGGUGAUCCAGGUCGCCCAGGUUUACCCGGUCCUCCAGGCAAAAAGGGUGUUUCAGGGUUUCCAGGUCCAAUAGGCUUUAAAGGAGAUCACGGUGAACCUGGUGUUAUAAGAAUUACAAAUCAGCAAGUAUUGCCAGGUGACCCAGGUAACAGUGGUUUUCCAGGUGCGAAAGGAGAAGCAGGUGACCUUGGUGAUCCUGGUUCCUUUGGUCUUCAUGGUGAUAUUGGACCCAAAGGCCGUAUGGGUCUUCCAGGCAUUCCAGGUGUACCAGGACCUGAAGGUGAUCCUGGUGAUAUAGGCCUUCCAGGUGACCCUGGACUUGAUGGUAGAGCGUUUAUCGGUGAGACUGGAGAUCCUGGAGAACCUGGUUAUCCUGGACUUCGUGGCUCUAAAGGUGCAUCUGGAACUAAAGGGUAUUGUGGAAUAAUUCGUCCUCAAAUAACCAAGGGCAUUGAAGGUGAUCGUGGUUUUCCUGGAGAUCCUGGACCACCAGGUGAACAGGGAUCCCAAGGAAGAAGUGGACUGAAAGGUACCACUGGUCUACCUGGAGUUCGAGGUGUUCCUGGUGAUGAUGGUCGUUCAGGAUUAUUUGGUGCUAAGGGUGAAAGAGGUUUUCCUGGGCCAGUUGGAAGACCUGGUUUUCCUGGUUCAAUCGGUCUUCGGGGAAACGAUGGUUCAAGGGGGGAACCUGGAUUCCAGGGGCCUCCAGGUCCUAAAGGUUUGAAAGGCUUAACCGGUGAACAAGGAGAUUUUGGCAGAACUUCAUAUGUAACCAAAGGCGAAAAAGGUACUCCAGGUAUUCCUGGACCGAUUGGCUUACCAGGAAAUGCUGGAAUACCAGGAAUUAAAGGAUUCCCUGGAAGAGCAGGUUCAAGAGGAGUGGAUGGGUCAUAUGGUCCAAAAGGAUAUCCAGGAUCAAAAGGCUUUAGAGGUCCUAAAGGCUUACCUAGCAUUCGUGCAGAAAUCGGUGGGAUCGGCAUUAAAGGAAGGCCUGGUUUACCUGGAUCUUAUGGUCCGAAAGGAACACGUGGACAACCAGGAGUUUGUGAUAUCAAGGGUUUAUCUGGGGAUCCUGGUUCAGUUGGCCGUACAGGUCGUAGAGGACAACCAGGAAUUCCAGGUACCCCUGGUGAACCUGGUGAAAUGGGAUUUGAAGGACCAGUUGGAAGACCUGGACCAAAAGGUGAACGAGGUUUUAGUGGAUUGCCUGGAAGGAGUGGAAUCCGUGGAUCAAAAGGACGAAGUGGAUGGGCAGGAUCACUUGGACCAAAAGGAAGUGCUGGAAGAAUAGGUCAACCUGGAAAUCCUGGUUUGCAAGGAAGACCAGGUCCUAUCGGGAGGUCAGGACCUAGAGGUUCACCCGGAAUAUCUGCAAGACUGGUUCCCGGUAUUACGGGUGAAAGGGGACCAAUGGGAAUCCAAGGUUUGCGCGGAGAAAAAGGUAUUCGUGGAAUUGAUGGGGAUUCAGGAAGACCAGGAUUUCCUGGCAUACCGGGUGCAAAAGGUGAACGAGGUUUUCCUGGAAGAAUAGGACUCAAGGGUGAAACGGGUCCUUCAGGAUUCCCAGGAAUUGAUGGACUUUCCGGUAGUCCUGGAACCAAAGGCAGAAGUGGUUCUCAAGGCGCAAGCGGAGAUCGAGGAGCAAAGGGUGAACGGGGAUUAGUUGGUGAUCCUGGACCACCCUCACCGCUAAUAAAUGGCAGACCAGGAAGAAAAGGUUCUACAGGAGUUCCUGGGUUGUUUGGUCUACCUGGUUCUAUAGGAGAUAAAGGCUUCUCAGGAGCUCCUGGUCAGCCAGGAGAUGAUGGUCUCCCGGGACCAUGGGGAGCGCCUGGCAGUCCUGGCUUCAAAGGACUACCCGGUGAUCCUGGCUUGCCAAGCCGUUAUGGCAGACCAGGUGAGCCAGGAGAUCGUGGUGAUUUCGGUCGUCCUGGUUUCCAAGGUCCACUUGGUCUAAAGGGAUGGCUUGGAGAAAAAGGAGACAUAGGCUUAACACCACUUUGUGCUGCCGGACAACCUGGAAGACGUGGAAGGCCAGGUGAAGUUGGUCUUCCAGGACCAGAUGGAGAGAAAGGAAAUAGAGGUCCAUCUGGACAACCGGGACCUAAAGGUCAACGUGGUUUUACGCCCCAACCUCUUCCUGGUACAAAAGGUGACAUUGGUUUCGCCGGCGUUGAUGGAAUACCAGGUAAGUCUAAACUGCAUUGCUUUUAUGACUUUGUUUUGUAUUUUGACUAUAUUCUGAUCGUGAUUCUUUCUGCGUAUGGAUAAUCAACACCUACUAAUGUUUAGGUUUGAAUCCGCUGAACUUGAUCGUUUACUCAUAGAGCUUUCCUCGUCAUGCUAAGUACCUUUGGUGAAGGAAAUAAAAAGAUUAUGUUGUGAUUUGUAUUAUCUCGUCGCUGAUUAGACAGAACUGAUCGGUCCUUAUUGGCAUGUAGACUACUACGUGUAUGCCUCCAUAUUGUUUCUGUUUCUAUUGUAUAUUAUUGAUGGAUUGUGACUAACAGUGGAAUCUAGGACGCACAUCUCAUCCUUCUUGGGACUUUCUAGCUGAAUGUACCUGCCUUCCAGUAAGCGAUGAUGUUCCCACUAAUAUUCGAACCCUGGACCGGCCACUUAAAAC